This is a messenger RNA of Aphanomyces astaci, 522 nucleotides long. RefSeq lists its product as hypothetical. Bases 1 to 522 code for a protein of 173 amino acids. Lineage: Eukaryota; Oomycota; Saprolegniomycetes; Saprolegniales; Verrucalvaceae. The record is from RefSeq and is a predicted model, not a curated record. The transcript has 2 exons.
AUGGCCCAUUUGGUGGACAACAAGAAGUUGAUCCGUGGUGCACUAAAUAAGAUUGCAUUGGACUUUGGUGUACAUCGUGGAACUGUGCAGCGCGUGUGGAAACGUGCCAACGUCGACCUCGACAACAAACUUCGAUCAUGUUCCGACGUGUCGUCCAGAAAAAAGGGCCACUCAGGUUCCGACCUGAGUGGCCCUUUUUUCUGGACUGACAGUGAGGGUCUGCAUGCAGACCCUCAACAACAACUUCCUGACCCUCCAAGCCUGCAUGCGGCGAAACUGUUGGCUCGUGGGCUUUUGCCCCAGGUCCUGGCAGUAGACAAUGAGGUCGUGGAGUGCGGUUGCCAGCAGCUUGACGAGUCUGACGUCAGUGCAAAGUUUGACCAACUGGCCGUGGAAGUGUCCGAAGCUAUGGAGAUGUCUGAAUUCAGCUCUCAGUUGGAAAUGCUGAUUGUCAACAACGAGCUCAAGGAGCACGCAGAUGUUGAAUUGGGCGAGCUGUUGGAUUUGUUUAACCUGCUUUGA